This is a messenger RNA of Brassicogethes aeneus, 6356 nucleotides long. Lineage: Eukaryota; Metazoa; Arthropoda; Insecta; Coleoptera; Nitidulidae. The record is from the annotation of a GenBank genome assembly.
CUGUAAAAGUCCCUAAAGAUGACUGCCUAUUGGGAUCCCAUAGCUUUAUACUCCGAUCCCAUGAAGCACUCAAAAACAACUGAUCCUGCCUGGUCCUGGCCCAAUCCACCGAAUACACCUCCUUCUUGUGCUCCCAAAAAGUCACAGGGGGGACGUUAGGCGUGCUCAAGUUCCACAACUGCAAGCCCCCAUCUCCUGAGGCACUAACCACAUGAUCCGGGUUAUUUUCACUCCAAACAACAUCAAACAGACCGUCGGUCCACUGACUACUUUGCACCUCGACUAUUUUGUUAUCGUUCAAGUCGAGAAUAAACAACGUUCCACCCCCGGUUAAACCAAAAAAUUGACUUGUUGCUACCACCAGACGGUCAGGGUUGAAAGGGGAGAAUCUUACGCUGUACCCAUGGCGAUUCGGCGUUAUAAAUGAAGCCAUUGUUGAAUUAGGCUGGUUUCAGUAUUCGUUGCGUUAAAUUCAUCAUUAGUUUACUUAUUUUUUGGCUAAAAACCCAUAUAAACACAGUUUGACAACAACUGUCAAUUCGACAUAACCACACUUUUGCUUUAUUAGUUUUUUCGCUUUUUAAUUACAAACAAGUGGUAUGUUUUUCAUAUAUCCAAUAAAUUAAACCAAAAUAAUUUCACCAGAAGUUUCUUCAUGAGAUACGAAUCAAUAAUAAACAAUAUUAAUUAAAAUACAAAUUUUGGUAGUUCUUUUGCGUCGUUCAUUUAAACUACUAUCUGUCAAAUGACAUAAAGUGAGGUUACUUAGAGAAUAGUAAACAAUUAAAAAAUCAGUGUUCAAACACAAGUUAAACAACUAUUAUGAACAUAAUAAUUACAGUUUUACUACGCUAUGGGAAGAGACUCCAACUCAACGCGUAAAUGGGAAAAGGAUAGAAGGGAUCGUUUAAAGGAAGCUUUUGAUCAGUUAGGAAAAGUUCUUCCUAAUUAUAAUCCUUCUCAAACGUUAGUUAAAAUUGAGAUUUUAACCAAGGCAGCUUUGCAUAUUAAAGAUUUGGAGGAUAAAGUUAAGAAUUUGGUUUUGCCUGAUACUAAUAAAGAUGAGAUUGAAACUGAGUUUGUACGAAAUUUACAAGAACGUAUUAAAAAACUGCUUACUAGAAAUGAGCAGUUGUGUAACUUAUUAAAAGAUGCUAAUAUUACAAUACCAAAAGCUUGUGGUCUUGUUAAAAAGUUUAGAGUUCCUCUAAAAUGGUCCAAUAGGAUAAAUUCAGAAACGGCACAGUUAUUAAGCAAAAAUGAGGCGGAAAAAGGAACACGAACUAGGAAAACUCCAAGAAAGAAGUUUAGGCAAACCACAAGUAUAGCACCAAAACAUAAGAAAAUUUUAAGGAGCCGAUUUGAUGAGAGAAAAGUUAAACCAGCAAAAAGAAAAAACAUAGCAGUUGUUCCACAAAAACUUUUAAUUGUAGUUUCUCAACCAACUAUUAAUCAACAAUGUUACAUAAUAACAAAUCCACCAAGGAAUACUUUGGUUCAAAACAACUACACAAGUACUGUCAAUUCAAAUACAAUAAUCUUCACAACAUCUCAAUUAACAAGAACAAAUUCCAAAGUAACAACUUUAGGACCAGGUACUUUAAUUCUCGCCAACGGUUCUAUCCUCCCCGUCAUUCAAAAUCAAAAUUUUAUUCCCACUCCCACUAUAAUAGCUAAUAACAUUAACCCUCGCCCCAACAUACAAAAUGUUAUAGUCGUAUCGAGCGUGAACACACCUAAAAUAACGCCAAUUGUAACAGUUGCGCAACAAAAAGGUGUUACUGGUUACAAACCUGUUAGGCCUAAAACAUGUUUCACCCAGACCACGCAAGUGAAUAAGGUACCCAUACCUGCCUCCAGGUAUGCUCAUAACUAUGUUGUUUUUGAUCAUUCUCCACCGGAGGUACCGAAUAAUAAGAAUAAUAUUAAAAAAGGUAAAAGUGCUGUUAAACGAAAAAUUGUGGAGCAAAAGUCAGAGGAAAGCCAAACUGACAUAAACAUAGAAGGAAAUGAUGAAAUUCCCUCUAAAAAGUCCAAGAUUGAGAUUAUCAGCAAUGAGGUGAUAAAUCAAGGAAAUGCUUUGAAUAAAGACAAGACUUCAGUAACAAGUACCUCCAAAAACAUCGCUAAUGAAGAAAUACAACCAGAAGUUGAUAAAGUUGAUAAAAUAUCAAAGCCAAAUUCAAACACCGAAUUGGCAAAAGAUAACAAAGAAAAUAUAUCUGAUAAACCAAACAACAAACUCAAUAAACCCGACACAAACAGUAUUGCAAAACUAUCCAUAGAUGCAGAAAAAAUAACUCAAUUAAAGGAGAAAGUAGACUCCAAUGAAUUACCAGAUUUGAACGCGAAUGAACUCAAUUUGCAGCAUUCAGAACUUUCAAACGAUUUAUUUGCUUCACUUCAAGUACCCACAGGUUGUCAAAAUCCUGAGUCCACCUCGCCUACGGCCGCCUUUUUGCUUACAUUCCCUUUGGUAUCCACCUCGAAUGGCGUUAAAGUAACCGAAGUGAUCGACGAGGAAAAUUCUGAAAGCCAAAGAGGCACCCCGAAUUUACUGCAAAUCGGUACGAUGACAAAUACUAGAACCACAGUUUCCCAGAGCGAUGCCCUCACUCCCAGUUUGUUGAAUCUAGAUAAUUUCUCCUUUUUUACCGGCAAAGAGUUUGCUAAUUACUCUAACAGCUAUACAACCCCAAGCAACAUAUUUUCCAAUAGUUUUAAAAGUACUACUCCCAGUAUUAUCAGUACGAAUAUUUUUUCAAACAAUUAUACUUUUACUUUCACAACAGCAAGCAGUAUAGUAACUCCUAGCGUAUUUACCAAUUCCACUAACACAGAUAAUAAAAAAAUAAAAACAUUCUUUGACCCUUUACCGUAUAAUAUAAACGAAAAGAUAAUAGAAAACCCUAAAUCUGCAGCCUACUCGCAAAUACCAAAUUUAUUAAGCGACAAUAUUGUUCCUACCCCUAGCACAAUAACUUUGCAACCCAGUCAACCCCCUCCAAGUAUGCGACCGAAAAUACCGUCGUCAUUUGACGUCAUGCAACCCAUCAUACACUCCACGCUGAGUAUGCAACCUAAAUUACAAAAUGCCCCCCCUAAAACAUCAUUCAGCCUUGGUUUACAACCCCCAAUAAACAAUUUACCUCCUAUCACUACUUUUACUACUAGUUUUCCACCAAAAUUGCAUAACACACCCUCUUCAACUUCCUUUAAUAUGCACACGUCGCAAAGUAUGCAACCAGCAAUACAUACCUUACCGCUUACCACCUCAGCAAGUAUGCAACCAAAAUUGCACCCGGCACCCCCCACCACAACGUUCAAUGUCCAAUCGAUGGUUCCGCCCACUACUAUGGCUAGUAUGCAGCCCAAAACACACGUCUCGCCGCCUAAAUUAAGAAAUAUGCAACCCACAUUACAGUCACAAUCUUCCAGUACAUCGUUCAAUUCAUUUAACACUUUUCCCAUCACCACUACAGUCAGUAUGCAACUCAAAUCACACGCUGUAACCCCAGCAACGUCGUUUAACAGUACGCAACCACCACCGACUACCACAGUCAGUAUGCAACCAAAAAUACACAUCUCCACAAACCUAUUUAACGCUCCACGGACAUCGUUUAACGUUCAGUCGAUUGCGCCUCCCAAAUUAUUACAAACCGCGCCCCCCAACACUCUUUUUAGUAAUGUUCAGUCUUUGGCUCCUCCUAUGCAGUCAAAAAUACAUCCGUUACCUCCCACAUCGUUUAAUGUUCAAUCGAUAGCGCCUCCCAGUUCGCAACCCAAAUUACAUUUCAAUGCGCCGCCAAUCAAUCAAUCUACCUUCAGUAUGCAACCCAAAUUGCACCACGCACCGCCUACCACAUCCUUUAACGUGCAAUCGAUAGCUCCUCCCACUUCGUUUAACUUGCAAUCUAUAGCCCCGCCCCUAAAUACUUUCAGUAUGCAGCCCAAGUUGCAUAACAACGUUAUAGCACCUCCCACUUCUUUCGACAUGCAUCCGGUAGCUCCGUCUAGAAGUAUGCAACCCAUACAGCACACGAUACAUCCGCCUACGUCUAUAAAUAUGCAACCAGGAUCGCAUAGUCUUCCGAUUAAGGCCGUUCUCGAUCCACAGAAGGAAAUUAAAAAUUAUCACCAUCACAAUAAUAAAGCUUAUGCCAAUGCGCAAAUUGGUAAUGAGUCUAAUAGUGCUAGGACCAAUUGUAGCUCGUACAAUCCGAAGUCUAGUAAUAACGCUGUCAGUUCUUAUAGCUACUAUGGUGAUAGUAGUAAUUUUAACACGAAUUGUUAUAAGAACAUUAACAAAAAUGACAAUAAGGGUUACUAUUCUAUGCCAACAUACGAUAAUUACGAGAAUUAUAAGAAAUGCGAUAAUUUUUCGGAUAAUUAUUAUGCCCCAACUCAAAACCCUUCAAAAGAUAAAUUCAACAGCCCUCCAAAGUCCAAACAACCAAGUCAAAGUAAACCUCCAAUAAACUGGAUGACUGCUCCAGACAACAGAAUACAAACAGAUUACUUCUUGCCUCCUUUAUCGAAAGAAAACGAAUUCACGGUUUACCCAAAUAACUCACAGACAACAUACUUCAAUACCAACACGAUGUAUAGCACCAGUGAAAUAACCAUGAACGACAAUACUAGAAAAACCAUAGAUCUCCCCAUAAAUCCGUCUUUGAGUAACAACUAUCAAAGGACAGACUUGGAGGAGUGGUCCCCGGCAAAAAUGCCUCAAUUUUUGGACCCCCUUGUGGGCGAUUUGGGACUCAAUCACAUCUACGAACCCAAGACGGAUAAAAGAGUUAAAGAUGCCACCAGGAGAAGUAAGAACGUUAACUACGAUAAUCAAACGAACUUUUUGUCGGUUAGCCAGCUUGUGGAUAGUAAUAAAAAUGAGAAUGUGCCGGCUAGAACUACUACUAGGAGGAAUAGUGGUAAUAGAGCCAAAACACAGCAGGUUAAACAAAAAAGAAAGUCGCAGGAAGCCAAGGAAAUGCCGAGUAAUGCUAAUAAGAGUGACGGGCUGAAAAAUACACAGCAAAUGAAUAAGUUCGUUGCUAGUUUUAAUAAUCAGGAUAUUUUCUGUGAAAAUCCCAAUAACAAACCAAAGAAUAGCUCUAGUAAUUACACAGCCGAGGCUCUUAUAGGCCACACUAAUAAUAUAAUUAACGAUGCGAAUAAAAAGCAAAAUUACACCAACAAAACUUUAGUACCUCCACCUUUUCUUACCGAUAACAUUAUUACCUAUUUCCCUCCUGUUGAAUUUACCCAGGAGAAUACUUAUAUACCACAAAAUCAAGCCUAUAAUAGCAAUAGUUUUACCCAUAAUUUUGGAACAUUCCAAAACACUUCAUACACAGCAAACAAUUUUAUUCCCGCCACAAACACAAUAACAACAACAUACAUCCCCACAAACAAUUUUGUUCACGAUACACACGAUUUUAUCUCUGAUAACUUUAACAACAUAUUCUCCACCCCAGUCAAGGAGAAACCUUGCCCUAAACCUAACAGGAACGUAAAUAGUAACACGGAAAAAAACCUAAAUCAAAACUGCACAAAUACCUACAAAAAAGGCAAAAAGAAACCCCCUCAUGAUACGAAUAUAAACAAUUUUGACAUCCAGUUCCUCUCCAUGCCUGGUAACCGCAACUCCCCCUUGUUACCCGAUGAUUUUCACACACAUACCACCUACAUACCCCCUCCUACAACUUACAAAACCAUCAACCCCUUUUCCCACAAUAACAAUAAAACAUCUGACAUGUCUUCUACCCCCCUACUUCCGCUUCCGCCUGUUCCUGGUGCGAGAAAUAGCAAUCAACCCGAAAUACUUCCCGUGAACUCUAGUGGUACUUCGUUGACGAACUUCAAUUUAAGUACCAUAUUCCCAGAGAUCAAUAAGGGGCCAAUACCGGAACUGUAUUCCAGAAAUAAAGAUCAAGGAUCUAAUAGGAACUAUAAUCCCAGUACUAGUACUGCAAUACAAGCCCCCUUCAGUACCAACAAGUCAUCCUUUAAUUUUAAUUAUAAUAAUAAUUAAAUUAAGACUUUUAAAAAGAAUUGUACCUGAUGUAUAUAUUUUAUAAUAAAUAACUCGUCAAAAAUGCAUUUUGUAUUAUCUACUCAAAAACAAACAUCAUACAUAUAAUUUAGCACGGUUUAUGUAAAAAAAGUUAUUUUGAUCUGGUUUUUUUAAGUUGGCAUAUUUCUCUUUCCGCAAUCUGACAGCUUGUCUCGUGGUGGGGACAAUGCGACUCGCUUGAAUCGCUUAAAUAAUCACCAUUUCCUGUUAUAUUUUCUUCAUUAUCAUCAUUGGAUGCCUCGUCAUCAUUUAUGGCUUCGUAUUCAGUUUGACUUAUAUC